Molecule: messenger RNA, 1035 nt
Organism: Penicillium brevicompactum
Lineage: Eukaryota; Fungi; Ascomycota; Eurotiomycetes; Eurotiales; Aspergillaceae
Exons: 1
Coding region: 1-1035 (344 amino acids)
Source: RefSeq, a predicted model, not a curated record
AUGAACCAAAAGUGCCCUGAUCUGGGGAUCGAUUGCGUAAACGCGUGCGAGUGUGAGCGAUCCGCCCUCUAUAUCGAUUGCGCGGGUACCCAUUGCUGGAACCAGGUGAGAAACCAAAUUAUCAAAUGGUCUGAACACAAGCUUACAAACGCCUCGCAGGUCUACUCCUGUGAAUACCAAGACACUGUCAUGGACUUUGUGUCAUCAUGUACCAAUCCCAAUCGCGAAGGGCUACCAUACUGGCCAGUACCCGAUGAUGCCCCUGGCUCUUGCUCUUGCAACCUUGGCAAGAUUGAUCUCAAGGAGUCACAGAUCUCAGACCACAUCACCCAAUGCGCCAAUAACGAGACGAACCUUGCUCAGUUUUCAGAAGUUGAGGACAUAAACAACUAUGGCAAAGCUUGCCUCUGCUGCGCCUACAGUGGUAUCAUUUCUGCGUAUAUUGGACUCCCAUAUCUCCAUGGCAAUCUGUCUUUACAAUAUCACGUACAUCAGUUGCUAACCUGGUUUACCAGUAUUUGGGACACCUGCCCGGACACUAAGCCCUCGCUGCUGAGUGCAGACGAGUGGUUCAACCAACUCUUGAUUCCAGGUGACUGGGACGAGUGUGGACCGUAUUUGGAAGCCUACGACUGCGCUGGUGACUUAGGCUAUGGUCGCCCAGAGAAUGGUGGCAUCAGUAAAUUCUGGAGCCCAAGCAGCAUGCCGACAAACGGCACUAAAACCGUUUCAAAUAUUGCAGGCGUCAUCUCUAGCCCGGUCAGCGGUGACACUUUUACUUGGACCUUUGGCAGGACGACCAAUGCACUAGGAGCGACUACCAGUCCUGUAAUUCAUACUGUGACCGUGUCUUCUGCCAAUGCGGUUGUGACUGACACCAAGGCCAAGGCCACCGGUGACAGUGGAAGUACUGCUACCAGUACUUCGAGCGGUUCAGCAGCGAGUGAAACAAAGCCAGGCAUGGGGUCUGCCCUCGAGGUUCCCCGGUGGACCACAAGUUGUAUUAUUGUGGCUUUGGUUAUCUCCGCUUUGUGA